Molecule: messenger RNA, 1299 nt
Organism: Capsella rubella
Lineage: Eukaryota; Viridiplantae; Streptophyta; Magnoliopsida; Brassicales; Brassicaceae
Exons: 1
Coding region: 103-1068 (321 amino acids)
Source: RefSeq, a predicted model, not a curated record
CAAGAAACCAAAAAAAAAAAAAAAAAAAAAUCUCAUCUUUCUCAGAUUUCCAAAUUGACCCGUCGGUGAUCCUUCAUCUCUCUUUCUUCUCCGAUCUAACCCAUGGAUCUCCAACCAGAAGAGCUCCAAUUCUUGACGAUUCCUCAACUACUUCAAGAAUCAAUCUCAAUCAAGAAACGAUCUCCAAGAACCUUCUACCUCAUUACCUUAUCUUUAAUCUUCCCUCUCUCCUUCGCCAUCCUCGCUCACUCGCUCUUCACUCAGCCAAUCCUCGCCAAACUCGACAAAACCGACCCACCAAACUCAGAUCGUUCCCGACACGACUGGACUGUUCUGUUGAUCUUCCAGUUCAGCUACUUGAUCUUCCUCUUCGCCUUCUCUCUUCUCUCCACCGCUGCUGUUGUCUUCACCGUCGCUUCUCUCUACACAGGAAAGCCUGUUUCUUUCUCUUCAACUCUCUCAGCGAUUCCCAAAGUCUUUAAACGACUCUUCAUCACUUUCCUUUGGGUUGCUCUGUUGAUGUUUGCUUACAACGCAGUCUUCUUUGUCUUCCUUGUGAUUCUCCUCGUUGCUCUUGAUUUGAACAGUGUUGGCUUAGCUGUUGUUGCUGGAAUCAUAAUCUCUGUUCUGUAUUUUGGUGUCCAUGUGUAUUUCACUGCUCUGUGGCAUUUAGGUAGUGUGAUCUCUGUUCUUGAACCGGUUUAUGGGAUUGCAGCUAUGAGGAAAGCUUAUGAGUUGCUUAAAGGGAAGGUUAAGAUGGCUAUGGGGUUAGUCUUUGUUUACCUUUUCCUCUGUGGGUUGAUUGGGAUUAGUUUUGGAGCUGUUGUGGUUCAUGGUGGAGGCAAGUAUGGAACUUUUACUAGGACUUUUGUUGGUGGUUUGCUAGUUGGUGUUCUUGUCAUGGUCAAUCUUGUGGGUUUGUUGGUUCAGAGUGUGUUUUACUAUGUUUGCAAGAGUUAUCAUCAUCAGACGAUUGAUAAGACCGCUUUGUAUGAUCAUCUUGGUGGGUAUCUUGGAGAUUAUGUGCCUCUUAAGAGCAACAUUCAAUUGGAGAACUUAGACAUUUGAAGGCAAGGUGAUUCUCUGGUACUGUUUUCUCUUCUCUUAUUAUCAUUCUCUCUCUCUGUUAGUAUGUAAACAUUUGAGAAGAAGAAGAAGAAAUGUGGAAUUUGGAAUAUUAGUUCUAAAUGUCAUGUGUAUGUAUUAGACUCAAGACUCUUUUGUUGUUGGCUUUGGUUUUGAUUAUUGAUCCAUGAUUUGAAGGAUUUUGAGUUUAUUGAUUCGAAGAUGUGUUUUGAU